UACAAUUCUGUUGUAAAUAAACGAAUGACAGAGACGGUGGUAGUAGUGAAAUUGCUACAAAAUUUGUAAUCAUUACGGAAUCCCAAUAUCUGACGGUGUAUUAAGUGUGCUGCCAGCCACUAGAGACAGACUGAGGGUAGCUACAAUAGUAGCUUGUGGCCAAUGCCACAGGCUCGGUCUGGCAACCUCUGCAAGAGCUAGCGAGUUGGCUUCAACAGACCUCUGGUGUCCCCGCCCGGCUGUUGGACUGAAGAGGGAGUUACCGGUCGUGCAAGUUGACAUGUCGGAGUUAAAUAAAGAAGUGGUGGAUUUGGUUUGGGGGAGACCCCCCAGUGGAAGAGUGUCUGCCUCUAUCUUCCGUAGAUGGACGCAAGGCUUUGUUUUCAGUGAGAGUGAGCACACAGCACUGGAGCAGUUUGAAGGAGGGCCAUGUGCUGUCAUUGCACCUGUCCAGGCUUUCCUCUUAAAGAACAUUCUCUUUAACAGAGAAAGUUCCAACUGGAGAAAGGCAUCAGAGGAGGAGCAGAAAACAACGCUGUGCUUGACAUUAAGUGAAAUCCUGGAGUCUGCCUGCUCCAGCUCCUCCACAGGGUUCUGCCUGGUGACCUGGGCAAAGGGACAGAGCCCACACAUGAGUACACAAUCACAGUUACAAAUGCAGGACAUGUCAGAGCCAGAGAGCAGCCAGUCACCACAGGAGCAGCAACCCUCUGCUUUGGCUGCAGAGGACCUUGGCUUUGAGCAGUUUCACAGUGUUCUUCAAAAGCGGACUGUAAUGUCAGUGUCUGAUCUCAAAGAAGAGAUGCUGUCUCUCUACCACACCUGGAGGGGGUGCUGUGGAGUCUUGCUAUUCCUCUACUCAGUUAUCCUAACCAAGGGAAUAGAGAAUAUACGAAAUGAGAUCCAGGACACAAUGGAACCACUCAUAGACCCUGUGCAUGGUCAUGGCAGUCAGAGCCUGGUUAACCUCCUUGUCACUGGCCAUGCUGUCUCUAAUGUCUGGGAUGGCGACAGGGAGUGUUCUGGCAUGAAACUACAUGGUAUUCAUAAACAGGCAUCCGUUGGCUUCCUCACACUUAUGGAAUCACUGCGCUACUGCAAGGUUGGGGCAUUCCUCAAGUCUCCAAAGUUCCCUAUUUGGAUUCUUGGCAGUGAAACUCACCUCUCUGUGUUUUUCACUAAGGAGAUGUCCCUGGUAGGUCCAGAGUCUUCAUCUGAACAGGCACGGAGAGUCUUCCAGUCAUUUGAUCCUGAAGAUAAUGGCUUCAUCCCAGAGUCUCUGCUGGAGGAUGUGAUGAAAGCCCUUGACCUUGUCUCAGAGCCAGAGUAUGUCAGUCUGGUGAAGAGUAAGCUGGAUCCAGAGAGUUUGGGCAUAAUCCUUCUGGGCCCGUUCCUGUUGGAGUUCUUCCCUGAUCAGGAUUCAGGAAUCCCAGACUCAUUUCCCAUCUACCACUACAAUGGACUCAAACAGUCCAACUACAACGAGAGGGUAGAGUAUGUGGAAGGAACAGCUUUGGUACUAGGUUUCGAGGACCCCAUGGUUCGGACAGACGACACUCCAGUCAAACGCUGCCUACAGACCAAGUGGCCCUAUAUCGAGCUGCUGUGGACCACCGACCGCUCGCCCUCACUGAACUAGCACUGAGACAGUCUGCGUGUGUCUUCGUAUGGGGACGGACCACUACUGCUCCACACACGCCUCGAUCCAGCUUCCCCUCUGCACGCCGACCCUGACAGAUCAGCUGAGGCACAUUCAAUGCAGACGAAUGAGAACAACACAAAUGGAUACAAACUGGAGACUUAAACUAAACAUACAGGCCUGAGAUCUCUUCUUUUCAUUCUCACUCACACAUUCCACACAAAUGUAAACCCACCUUUACAAGUCAUGCUCUUGUCCGUUCACCACAGCUUGUAAUUUCACACACAGGAUAUUUAUGGCUAUUGAAAUAUAACUGAAUGACUGUUUAUUUUUUAUUUCUAUGGUUGUGCUGUGUGCCGACACCUGCUACAACUUAGCAGUAGACAGUUAGACACUGUUUAGGAAACAGACUGGUUUGGUUUAAGGACUGGAGCAUCACCAGUCAACUGUGAGACACUACUGUUAAUCCAGCUGUAGGACUGUCCAAGGGAAAACCUACCAAAGCCUUCCAUAUAUGAGAACACACACAUGUAGUCAGACCCACUGAUAAGCAUUUACGAUGUAAAGGGACCAACCCAGAUGCAGAGAACUGGGGAUGUGAAUUGGAGGCAUUUUCACCAAGUUGAAGUUGGUUUACAUGCACUGUGUGUGCGCAUGCCCUUUGUGCACCACACAUUGAUGUUGGCCAAGUAUCAAUGUAUUUAUUAUCACACUCAAAGGUUCUGGAAUAAACACUUUUUGUUGAAA
Molecule: messenger RNA, 2386 nt
Organism: Monopterus albus (swamp eel)
Lineage: Eukaryota; Metazoa; Chordata; Actinopteri; Synbranchiformes; Synbranchidae
Gene: mindy3
Product: MINDY lysine 48 deubiquitinase 3
Exons: 16
Coding region: 281-1639 (452 amino acids)
Biological process (GO): protein K48-linked deubiquitination
Molecular function (GO): K48-linked deubiquitinase activity; calcium ion binding; cysteine-type deubiquitinase activity
Source: RefSeq, a predicted model, not a curated record